AUGAGCUCCACCCAGACUGUUCUCAUCACAGGAUGCAGCGAUGGCGGCAUCGGGUCAGCAUUAGCACUUAUCUUCCAACAACGCGGGUUCCACGUGUUUGCUACGGCACGCGAUGUUUCCAAGAUGUCUAAGCUCAAUUGUCUGUCCAACGUCACGUUGCUUACCCUUGAUGUUGUCAAGUCAGACCACAUGAAGGUGGUUGUCGAAACAGGGCCAAUCGCUCUCACUCAAGCUUUUGCACCUUUGCUCAUCAAAGCCGGAGGAACUUAUGCGGCAUCUAAGAAGUCAAUCGAGAUUGUGGCUGACACUCUCCGACUCGAGCUGGCUCCCUUCGGGGUCAGCGUGCUCAAAGUUGUCACAGGAGGAGUGAAAUCCUUGGGGCAGACAUAUAUUGAGGAUUUUGCAUUUUCGGCUCAGUCGCUUUAUAAGGAGAUUGAAUAUGCGAUUGCUAGCAGGGCACAGGGCAAUGGUGGCAUGCCCAGAAUGGACACUAUGGAAUAUGCUCUAGCAGUCGCAGAUGAGAUCACGAAACGAACUUCCGGCCGAUUUUGGUUCGGCAGUUAUGCUGACAGGGUUCAAUUGAGCACUACAUCCACGGCAGUACCGCAGUCAGCCAUGGAUGCUGGAGCUGUCGUGGGUAGUGGACUCGAGAAAUUGGCGAAAUGA
Molecule: messenger RNA, 666 nt
Organism: Neoarthrinium moseri
Lineage: Eukaryota; Fungi; Ascomycota; Sordariomycetes; Amphisphaeriales; Apiosporaceae
Exons: 4
Coding region: 1-666 (221 amino acids)
Biological process (GO): phosphatidic acid biosynthetic process; triglyceride catabolic process
Cellular component (GO): endoplasmic reticulum; lipid droplet
Molecular function (GO): triacylglycerol lipase activity; acylglycerone-phosphate reductase (NADP+) activity
Source: RefSeq, a predicted model, not a curated record